ACCGACUGUGUCCAACAGGAGGGCCCAGAGAUUUGCAAAGUCCAAUCCUAGAUGCUUCCUUCCAUCCCUGCCCGCCUGCUCCCUCCGGACUUUAACUUUGAAGUGUGGAGAGUCUAUCUCGUGAAAUACGUGACAUAAUUAAUUAGUAUUAUCAUAAUCAAGAUCCCACCCCCACAACCACUAUUACCUCUCUAUCUAUUGCUCUCAUUUUUCUCGUGCGUUUCUCUCUCUCUCUCUCUCUCUCUCUUUACAUCCCCUCGCUUCCUCCUCUUUGCCUCUCGAAUAGCAUUUAUAUUCAACUCCAUUUAAAGACUUGAAAGCCCCAAAGCAUAACAACACCAUACACAACAGAACAGAGUUCAAACACCUCCCCAAAAAAUCGAAAAAACUUGCAAUGUCGAGAUCGGCCGUAGAGCUCGAUUUCUUCCGGAUGGAGAAAGAGAGCUCCUCGAAGAAGUUCAUUGAUCGCCGAAGAAGCUUUCGAGAUAUUCAAAGUGUGAUUUCGAAGCUGAAUCCCCAGCUCCUGAAGACCGUGAUCGCAUCUGGCUCUGUCGAUCACACCUACAAUAAUGUUGCCAAAUCCUCCGAAAAUUGCAACUUGUUCUUGUCCUCCAAGUCUUCGUUUUCGGUUCCCUCCACUCCCCAACAUGAAGACACUCUGGUCUUCCCUCCUGCUUUGCCUCUCUAUUCUCCUGCCUUCGGGAGCAAUGCCUCUGGUUCUGAACCAACUCCUGAAACGACCCCCAUGACGAUUUUCUACAACGGUUCCGUCACCGUUUUCGAUGUUCCGAGGCACAAGGCAGAGAAUAUCUUCAAACUUGCUGAGAAACAAGUCUCCAAAACUGUUGAAUCAGCAGCAGAUCCCAAACUUGCACUCUCUUCAACCGAUAAGACUCAGAUACUGGAUACCAUUAACGGAGAUCUACCAAUCGCCCGGAGAAAGUCGCUGCAGAGGUUUAUGGAGAAGCGCAAAGAGAGGCUAACUUUCGUGUCGCCUUAUGGAUGUCCGAAUGACUACGCAUCUUCGGGCCAGAACACAUCCGGACAGAGGGAGUAAUUCAGAUUAGAAAAAGAAGGAGAAGAAGAAGACACAGAGAAAUAUGCAAAAAUGUGGAGAAGACUAUUCCAAGCUUUAUUGACUUUGAUUUUACUUUAUUACCCACAAUAGUUGAACGUCUUUUAGCCAGAAGGGGACUGUUGUAACUGCACGUUUUAGUAGUGGAUGUAGGGGUUAAAAAAGAAUAGGAGGGCAAGGACAGGACUGUCUUUUGACAAUUGGCAUUGAACAAUGAACACCCCCUCUCUUUCCUCGCACUUUCCUUUGUUGUUUUGCGUAGACUUGAAGUGUACUCUGUUAUUUUAUGACGUUGUGUGUAUGUACACGAAUCUUUUCUUUACUUUUCUUUGGUUUGUUUAACCAUUUGUUAAUUCACAUUUAUUAUAGUUUCCAACGUUGUUUUUUGCACAA
Messenger RNA from Camellia sinensis, 1468 nucleotides. RefSeq names its product protein TIFY 9. The record is from RefSeq and is a predicted model, not a curated record. NCBI's taxonomy places the organism in Eukaryota, Viridiplantae, Streptophyta, Magnoliopsida, Ericales, Theaceae. Gene Ontology annotation, biological process: regulation of defense response; regulation of jasmonic acid mediated signaling pathway; response to wounding. Gene Ontology annotation, cellular component: nucleus.